Nezara viridula (southern green stink bug) is the source of this 2043-nucleotide messenger RNA. NCBI's taxonomy places the organism in Eukaryota, Metazoa, Arthropoda, Insecta, Hemiptera, Pentatomidae. The record is from the annotation of a GenBank genome assembly.
UUAAUAUCCUAUCCUUAAACAGCUGAUUUAAUUCAGAAUCAUACAGUUUUUUUUUCAAAUCAAAUGAUAGUCUUGAAAUAUUUUUAUAGAUUUUCAACUGUUUUGACCGAUCUUACCUCAGUCGCCAUUUUCAAAGCGUCAGUCAUUCUUUAGAAGUAGCUGGGUGUCGAUUCGUGCGUUUUAGAGGUGAAGUCUGAUAUUUUAUUGUUAAAAAGUUUUAAAUAAAAAUAGUUACAGCUGUAUUGUUUACGAAGGUGUUUUAUAUCCAGUAUGGUGAAUUUGUCUAAUGUUGGAUGAAUCAUAGUUCAUUAUCAUCUCUUAAAUUUAAUUUAUUUUCUGUAUUCAGUUUGUUAUAAUUUAUACGAUUUUCUAUUAUGGCUGUGUCUGACCAGUUUUGUUUACGAUGGAAUGACCAUCAAAAUACAUUAAUGACUACUUUUGAUACUUUAUUAGACUCACAGAAGUUAACAGAUGUUACUCUUUUCGCUGGAGGAAAAAGUUUAAAGGCCCAUAAAGUAGUUCUUUCUGCCUGUAGUCCUUACUUUGAUAAAAUGUUAGAAGUUCACGAUGAAAAAAAUCCGAUUAUAGUUUUUAAUGAUUUAUCAUAUGAUCAGCUUAGAGCAAUGUUAGAAUACAUGUAUAGAGGAGAAGUAAAUGUUUCACAAGAACAGUUGGACUCAUUUUUAAAAGUAGCUGAAUCGUUAAAGAUUAAAGGUUUGACUGAUCAGGGUGGUGGGGGUGAUAUUAAAGGAGGUGGUACUAAAAAGAAAGCAUUAUCUACGCCUUUAACCAAAGAUAGGAGUCCUGCUGGAAAAAGGAGAAGACCAAAUAGACGUGGGUCUGAAAGUGGUACUGAAUCAAUUGAAGAAGAGAUUAAAUCAGAACCAGGAGGUCUAUUACAGCCAAAAAUAGAGUUGACAGAAGAUAAUGGAGGCGGUGGUGUUGAAGAUCUUACGAUGGAGGAAGAGGAAGAUGAUGAUGGCUAUUAUCACCAUCAGGCUGCUGGCUCUUCGAGACUUAGUGAUGGAUCUGUUCAACCUCCUCAUCCUCCACCAGAUAUUAAAGAUUUCGCUAGUUGGGAGAUGACAAAUGACAGUUUCAUGGGUGCACAAGAAAUAUCUGGAAACAAUACCCUCAACUCAUCACAAGUAAGUAAAGUGACUUCAAUUCAACUAUGUGAUAAAUAUUAAUAAUUCGCAGCGCAGACGGAUAUAUCUCAGUUAUUUAAAAUAUAUUACAUCUUGGGAUUUAAUCAAACAUGAAUAAAAUUUCAUCUUUUAAAACUUUUAUAAAUUAAUUAUAAUAAUUGGAAAGAAAUAUUUUGAUGUAUUUAAACGAAUUAGAUCUAAUAUCAUUUCCCAAGAUAAAUAUGUUUAAUUUUAUAUAUAUAUAUAUAUAUAUAUAUAUAUAUAUAUAUAUAUAUAUAUAUAAUUACGUCACAUUUUAAACAUUUAACACUCUCUAAUACAUAACAACAGAACAACAUUUCAAAACAAAUCGUGUAGUAGAGGAGAUAGGGUAAUAGGAUAUCGAGUGAUAAAUUAUAUAAAAGAAGAAAUGAAAAAGUGAUUUUGUGUCUGAAGAGGUUACUUCAUAAGUGCUCUUCGAUCAGGGACAAUAGAGGUAAGUAUUAAAAAAGGUAAAUAAACUCAAACUUUAUUGGAGUAUUUAAUUUCAUUAUAUUCAAAAAUAAUAAUAAAAGCCAAAAAAUUAAGGGUUUGUUUUUCAGUAUUCAGUCAUUUGUCAUCUGUUGCAUCUAGCCCUGCCUUAUAUAAAAUUUGUAAGUAUUAAUUUUUUAUAAAUUUUAUUUUGAAUAACUAAAUUUUUCAUAAAAAUGAUCUUUCAUGAAAAGUUAAAUUUUUCCUUUCACCUCGGUAAUGCUAUUAUUUUCUAUAACAUCAUUUUCUUAAUAAAAUGAUCAUUUCAUGUAUUGCUUUUUCAUACUGAGAAUCAUAAAAUUCAUUUAAGAAAGUUAUAACUUUUUAACAUUAUAACUGAACUUAUUUAAAAUUUACUUUAAAAAGUUAGUGUAUAUGUAUAUAU